Molecule: messenger RNA, 4882 nt
Organism: Pseudo-nitzschia multistriata
Lineage: Eukaryota; Bacillariophyta; Bacillariophyceae; Bacillariales; Bacillariaceae
Source: the annotation of a GenBank genome assembly
GCACUGAUUUGAUAUUCUCAGUAGUAAGUACCAGGAAUAGAAAUAUUUAAGGACUACUUUUUUCGUGGAGGAGGGGGAGAGGAGAAAUAAAGACAGGAAAAUAAAAUAAAUUGACACCCGGGGAAUUGCCAAGUACUUGGCUUUAUUGCGCUUGACAUUAGGAGUCCUCGUUAGUACUGUAUUCAAUUUCAAAAUAGGCCAUCUUAGUUACUAGUAAUUAUGUACUCGUAGUUGAGUGGUACAAUACAAAUACACUGGUUCAAGCAGUGGCGCGUGUUGGGCUUACAAAGCAUGCGUCUARGUGACAUAAAACAAGCGAAUUAUUUACUAGAAGUACUGUAGUAAUUUGGUGCCGGUAGAAUGACUCYGGCUGCUAAUAACACAGCUCGAAAGGAAAGAAGCGGGGAAUGCGGACUCCGUAGAAAUUACUGUACAACGCAGUACGAGUCGUAACCAUAGUUUCGAUCUCAAAAAAUGAUGAUUUUCGUACCGGUACCGGUGCGAAGCGAAGACAAAGUGGUCCAUUGUACCACCAUUUCUUUCUUAGGUUCUUCGUGCCCGUGGAUCUUUUUCAUUCGCGUACGGGUAGCCCGGACAACGCAAGACUCGCAUCAGACCGUACGGUACGGUACGGUACCGUACCCCACGGCAGCGUAACCCGACGCUUCGGAAGGCAAACAGAAAAGGACCGAUUGCACGUGGGUGACGACAUCCUUCGUCUCACGCCUCUUCCUCGCAGUUCGAUCCUCGGAUUGGUUUCGUGGCGUGGACGGUGGAUUGGAGCCUAGAUGCGCAGAGAGACCAAUUGAUUGCAAACGCACAUUGCAACACGGCAGGGCCGCAUCUGGAAGGAUCGCAACCAUGGACACGUCCGGGGAAGACAACGCCCGCGACGAAACCGACCGCCGGCGCGGGCCUUCCCACGUUCCAACCGGUGCAGGUGCCAGCGACCUCGUGGGCUUGUUUGCUCCCCCCCCGGGUCCGAUCGUGGCAGUGCCACCGUCCGAAACCGAUUCCCUCCUCGGUGGUGCUGGUGGUGCUGGUGCUGGUGCUGGUGCUGGUGCUGGUGGAGUUUCCCCGGGCGUGGAAGGCGAUGGCUAUGGAGAUGGCAAUGGAGAUGGCAAUGGCAAUGGCAAUGGCAACGCCCUGGCUGAUACGAUCCGAACCAUCAACCACGCUACACCCUCCGAAGAUCACGGGAGCAGCGGGGUCCGCCCCGACGAAACCCUCAAAAACGAGUCCGGUGGGGGCGGGCGGGAUUUCUUUUUGCAAACCAAAACCAARCCACCUUCCGCCAAACGGCAGCCGUGGCAGGUCCCAGAAUCGACGCAAGAAACCAGCGGCAAGGCGAGGGAUUUCCACGAUGUCUACCWGAAACACAAUGCCUCCUGCCUCACGGUGCUUUCCGACGAUUCCGCGAUUCCGAUCGCCGCUGCGCGAAAACCRUCGGGAACCAAGACCGGAGGCAGMRGCGGUGGCAGAUGCUAUCCGUCUUUUYUCCGCMAACCACUGUCGUUGCUGGCUCCCCUGACAUCCCUCUCCACCUGGAUGGGGGGAUUCAUGUUUGUUCUGUACCACGUUGUCUUUUGCAUGGCGAACGGGGGGUCGAUUACGAGGCCCCACAGCGGGAUCAGCAUGCUCGGAGACAUGGUCCGAUACACGGCCGUGGGGAUCCUCGCCUCCUGCCCGUUUCUGGUCUACAACAUGAGCGACAACGCCAGGCAGAACCGCGUCGGCAUUCCGGCCAUGUAUCCCUCGGCGGACCUCUUUCUGGCUCCCUUUCUGGCCCAGGCAGCCGCCGCCGUGGACAAGUGCAUCUGGGAGGACUGGAAUUCCGGGGCGCUGCACCUGGCCGAUUUUGGCGGCGGCGSCGGGAACGGCAUCGACGGGGGGCGACCCGACGACGAGGCAGAACUGGCCCUGACGCGACUGUGGUUUGGCUCGUUCGCCGUGGUGGUUUCCUUUGGAAUGUUUGCGUCGGGGUCGCUGUUGGUCUUGGCCACGAAGAUCAAGCUCGCGAAUCUCGGAACCUACCUGCCGUACGGAGUCCUGUGCGGAUUUUUUUCCGCCGUUGGUUGCCUGAUGUGGAAGCUGGCCAUCACGAUCGACACGCCGACCUCUCGCGGCAACGARRACGGCGAUCCCGGCUGGACGCUGGUCUUGGUCCACCACUUGCCGAGCGUCUUCGUGGGGAUUGCCAUGAACCAACUGGGGCCAAAGCACCCGUUCUUCGUUACGGGACUGAUCUUGUUCACCGUCCUCGUCUUCUUUCUGGCCAUGCACUUCACGGGGGUUUCUCUGGAAGAUGCCCAGCGCGCUGGGUGGUUUUAUUCCCACGAAGACCUCCAGUCUUCCUCRCUUUCAUCUGCAGCGAGCGACGAGGGCAUCGUUGCCAGCGAUUCUUGGAUCGACAUGGUGUUGCCGCCCUGUCCGAUGGGCACCUGGGUUGCGAUUUUCCGAUUGGAGGUGUACUGGAAGGCCGUCUUCCUUGGCGCGGAGAACAUGGUUGCACUGGCUGUUUUGUACUUGCUGCGUUCUUCCAUCCACGCGGCGGCCCUGAAGAAGAACGUCCAUUACUUGGUGCGUCGGGUUCCCGUAGAAAACCCCGAGGCAAACCAGGAAGAGGGCAACGCCUUGACCGCCGCCAAAAACACGUACACAGAGCUUCCUAAGGGUGCUCCCGCCGCUUCCCCGCGGCACAGACGAACGGCGUCCUCGGGACUGAAAAUGGCCUUUGACGGGGCCAGCCAGCUGGCACAAUCCGUUCGAAACGAGGUUCUCAUUGUCAACAUGAGCCUGUGCGAUCGAAAAUCCCUGAAAGGAAAAUGCUAUCCAAGUUCCCGUCGCGGACGAACCAUGUCUCUUGCGUCCAAUGCUACUGCCCUGGCCCGCAACGUUGCGAAGAAAGAAAACGCUCUGUCGGAUGCUGCAUCCCAUGCAUCGCCAAUAACUUACGAUUCAAUCCCUCGAACCCCACUAAAACCCUCCACCGUCAACGAAACCGACGAAGACGAGAACAUCGACUUGGUARUCGCACCACUCGAGCGAGAGGUGUCCGGUCUUUCUCAUCGAACCAUACCAUCUGGUCUACCGCCCGACAUUUYAUCCCCCGACAAAAUGAGCAUUGCUGGCAGCAGCAGGAUUGUCUCUGGCAGCAGCCAGCUCUCCAACAACAGCAACAAAACUGAAGGAAAUGCACACACAACUAUUGCAGAUGCCGACUACGUAGAAAUCCAUGCCCCUGCAUCAGAUAUGAAGCUCGAAUACAUWUUUGUUCAGUAUGGUUACGGGCUCUUUGUAGCAGCAGUGUGUGGUGGAUUUGGUUGCUGUCCCACGAUCGCYACCAGCAACACGAUGUACGCAAUAGGAGCGGGUCGACCGGCACCGCAAUAUUUGUCGGUAGCGCUWUUGCUGGUCGCGUUUUACGUCGAGGGCUUUGAAAUAGUUCGGUUUAUUCCAAAGKCGGCAUUCUCGUCUCUGUUGGUGUUGGGAGCUGUCGACAGUUUCGUCACCUGGUUCAUCAAACCGAUUUCGAAAAUGGCCAGCCUAACGGAAUGGUCAGUUGUCCCAUUCAUGGCUCUGCUCUCACUCCUCAUUGGAUUUUUGCCGGCCGUGUUUUUGGGUAUCGGAUUGUCGACAUUCUUGUUCGUGGCCGACUUCUUUCGGGUAGGUGUUGUGAAACACGAUGCAUCCGGAUCGGAGAUUCGAUCGCGGAUCGAACGGUCACUGGACCAGUCGAUCUGGCUGGACACAAAUGGUGACUAUCUGCGAGUAAUUGUGUUGCAAAAUUAUUUGUUUUUUGGAAACGCUUCUUCUCUUCUCCGCUACAUCGAAACCAUGUUCGAAGCGAUUUCACUGACCGAAACAGAAMGGAUAGGCUUCCCAAUUCCACCCACACCGCUUGUUUUGGUCUUGGAUCUCUCAUUGAUAACCGGAAUGGACACAUCGACGGUAGACGUAUUUAUGGAAAUCUGGAGGAUGUGCAAAAGCAACGAUUGUAAACUAUACUUGUGUGGACUAUCUCUCAGAUUGAAAAAAACAUUUACCAGAGGUGGCAUGAAACCAGAAAAAAAAGGUCCGAGAAAAACUCGAACGCUGCUGUAUUUUUCAGACUUGGAUCAUGGUUUAGGAAAAGCCGAAGACGUUUUGAUAGAUACGAAAAUGGACAACUCUCCAGACCAAUCUUUGUCCUGGAUGAAGAAUGKGAUUUCUGGCUUUCACGUUGCUCUUCGACAUAUCGACGAGCUCCACGCCACAAACUUGGCUGAUAGCCUUUUGGAAUUAGAACCCCACACAAAUAUAGUUAAUUUGGAGGAGGGCCAAAUUUUGUUUGAGAAAGAUGGAGGGGUCAUUCGAGAAUCAGAUCACGGUCUCUUUUUCAUCGAAUCUGGAAUGAUUAGAAUAGAAGACGAUAGUUACAGCAGGACAAAUACACGAACGGGGGGUUCUUCCCGACGUCAUUCCUCUGGUCUUUUCGGUAAUGAGAACAGUCUAAGUAGCAAACACGCUCGUCUAGACACCGCUGCACAGCGAGCAUCUCUGAAGGCAUURGCACGUGGAAAUGACAGCAGCCAAUCGAAAAGCAUGCGAAUUGGAACGGCUGGACCGGGUUGGUAAGUACGGAUCGAACUAGAAAAUACGGAAAUGAUUCUCGGCCAAACUGACAAAGUACGAAUUUCACUGACCCUCUUUCAUUGCAAUUCUUUUUUUCCAAAYAUAGGGUGAUCGGGACGCACGAAUUUGCGACGGGACAGCAUCCACUAAAUAUAUUCAAGGCUGUGACAAAAAUCAAAAUGCAUCAUAUUCGCUUCUCUGAUUUGGCAAGAAUCGAGGAAGAAAGUCCAGCUCUUGUUUUGCGUUUAUAUAAAAUGCUUACUCAUGU